Molecule: messenger RNA, 741 nt
Organism: Leishmania braziliensis MHOM/BR/75/M2904
Lineage: Eukaryota; Euglenozoa; Kinetoplastea; Trypanosomatida; Trypanosomatidae
Product: putative NADH-cytochrome b5 reductase
Exons: 1
Coding region: 1-741 (246 amino acids)
Molecular function (GO): cytochrome-b5 reductase activity, acting on NAD(P)H
Source: RefSeq, a predicted model, not a curated record
AUGGAUGUCUAUGACGAGUCCCAUAACACGAAGGUGUUUCGAUUUGCGUUACCGGAGGCGGAUAUGCCACUUAACCUUGAGGUAGCUAGCUGUCUUAGCUUGCGCUUUUUUGACAAGGACGGAAAGGAAGUUAUUCGACCGUACACGCCACUUAACCGCAGUGAUCAGCUUGGCUACUUCGAUAUUUUGGUGAAGAAGUACCAGGGCUCAAAAAUGGGAACCCAUUUGUUCUCAAUGAAGAAGGGUGAUACCAUCGACAUCAAGGGGCCCUGGGUGAAGCUGCCGAUCAAGGCAAACCAAUUCAAGGCAAUUGGCAUGAUUGCCGGCGGCACGGGUAUCACACCGAUGUACCAGGUGGCGAGGCAUGUGUUGCAUGCACCUAAGAACAAUACGGAAAUUACCCUCAUCUACGCAAAUGAGCGUAAAGAGGACGUGCUGCUUGGCAACGAGCUGAACGAGCUAAUGGAGACGUACCCACGCUUUUCGCCGUACUUUGUGCUUUCCAAGGCGCCCUCUGACUGGAUGGGUGGUGUUGGCUUUGUCAACAGGGAAAUGAUCAAGUCUCUGAUGCCUGCGCCGAACCGCGCCGGCGAUUGCACCAUUCUUGUCUGUGGUCCGCCGCCAUUCAUGGAAGCUAUUUCGGGUGAUAAAGACUUCAAAAGCAAUCCCCCAUCUCAGGGUGAGCUGAAGGGCUACCUGAAGGAGCUUGGCUACAUGCCCAAGAUGGUGUACAAGUUCUAG